AGGGAGGCAGGCUACCAUGGCGGAGUCCGGGCCGCAGGCGCCGCCGCCGCCGCCUCCCGGGACCCCGAGCCGGCACGAGAAGAGCCUGGGGCUGCUCACGACUAAAUUUGUGUCGCUGCUGCAGGAGGCCAAGGACGGAGUCCUCGACCUGAAACUGGCAGCAGAUACCUUGGCUGUUCGGCAGAAGAGGAGAAUCUACGACAUCACAAAUGUCCUGGAAGGGAUUGGGCUGAUUGAAAAGAAGUCAAAGAACAGUAUCCAGUGGAAGGGUGUGGGACCUGGCUGUAACACUAGGGAAAUAGCAGACAAGCUCAUCGAAUUGAAGGCUGAAAUCGAGGAGCUUCAGCAGCGGGAGCAGGAGCUGGACCAGCACAAGGUGUGGGUCCAGCAGAGCAUCCGAAACGUCACUGAGGAUGUGCAGAACAACUGCUUAGCAUAUGUGACUCAUGAGGAUAUCUGCAAAUGUUUCACGGGGGACACUCUGUUGGCCAUUCGGGCCCCGUCAGGUACCAGCCUGGAAGUGCCAGUCCCUGAGGGCCUAAAUGGGCAGAAGAAGUAUCAGAUCCACUUGAGGAGUACAAGUGGCCCCAUCGAUGUGCUGCUGGUGAAUAAGGACGCGUGGAGCUCUCCCCCUGUGGUGGUCCCUGUGCCUCCGCCUGAGGAUCUCCUUCAGUGCCAGGCAACCAUUCCUUCCCCCACCCAGCCGAGACUAGCAUCCUCUCAGCACCAAGAGACCUCGAUCCCCAGCAGCCCCCGCCCCUCCACUCCAACCAGCACCCAGGACCAGAGUGCCAUUGGGCAGCCAGCUGCCAGCCCCGUUGCAGGGCGCAGCAGUGGCCCUGGGCCAGACAGCAAGGAUGUCCUCAGUAGCCUCAGCACUGCGCCCACGGCUGCACUCGACACCCGGCCGCUCCAGUCCUCAGCCUCCUUGGACAGCAGCUCCAUCUUGCCCAACCCUUCUACCUCUUUUGAGCCAAUCAAACCAGAUCCUACAGGCAUACUGGAACUCCCCAAAGAGCUAUCGGAAAUGUUCGAUCCAACGAGAGAGUGCAUGAAUUCCGGGCUGCUGGAGGAGUUGAUGUCCUCAGAAGUGUUUGCCCCUCUGCUCCGCCUCUCUCCUCCCCCUGGAGACCAUGACUACAUCUACAACCUGGACGAAAGCGAAGGUGUCUGUGACCUCUUUGAUGUGCCGGUCCUCAACCUCUGAUCUGCUGCUGCCCCUGGAGCCGUGUGCAGACAAGACUGUUUGACUUGGGGUUGCUUUGGUCCUUCCUUCUCCUGCCAUGCCCACUGUCCUCAGGAUUUCUCUGGAUACAGACUGACCAGCCGCCGGCCCCUUCAGUCCCCCUCCCUUUCCAUAUUGCACAGUUAGGGUCAGAUUUCUUAUUCCUUCCACUGGCCAGUUUGUCCAUCUGCCCUGCAAAAUGGGGGAGAGGUGACCCAAUUCUCUCUUUCCCCCCAAUAUCUUUAUCUCCUGUCAACAGGUAGCCAAAGCAUUUGCCACGUGCCUCUCUUCCUAGGGCCAGAAAUUUCAUGUCCCCACCUCUCUUUGCAUCCCAGACCUCAUCUUCCAGCUCAGGCUCUGCUGUGCCAGAGUGAUACAGUAUCCUUAAUUCCCAUCACCAAGGCUACCUAAGAGAACCUACUCCCCUCUCCCCCUCCCUCCAUUCCUGCCCAUGCUCCUUCCCCCAAGGCCCAAAAGGCCAAGCCCAGGGCCAGGGUGAGGACACAAGUCCAUGUGUAAAACAGAACAAGACAAACCAAUUUCCUGAGUUUGAACUAGGCUCUUCUGGAGUCUGUAGAGUCCUGCAAACCCUUGUGGAGGGGAGAAGGGGAAGCCAAGCCACGUUCUCUGUGAAUCGAGCAGAAAUGUGACCGUCCACUUGCCAACGAUGUUCCCCUUCCCCCAUGUGUCCUACUUGCUGCUCCAUAAUAGGUUAAUGAGAAAGGCCAAGUGACUUCCGAAGCUGGAUGGAUCCCUGCCCUUGUGCCCCUAGCCUGAGGGCUCCCCCCCUAGCCCAGGGCUGGAAGGAGGAGGCCCCUGCCUCAGCUAUGAUAUGCACCAUCCCUUGCCUCGAGUUAGGAAAUGUUUGGAAAGAGAUUUAGAGAGAUUUACAGGAAUGAACAGAUUCCUAUAUAAAGAUUAUUUUUAUACUUUUUGCAGUGUAAGGAAAUUGCCUGUAAUAUUUGUACAGUGUCUGAAUGAAUAAAAACCAUGCCUAAGGCUG
Messenger RNA from Phascolarctos cinereus (koala), 2228 nucleotides. RefSeq names its product E2F transcription factor 4 (gene E2F4). The record is from RefSeq and is a predicted model, not a curated record. Gene Ontology annotation, cellular component: RNA polymerase II transcription regulator complex. Lineage: Eukaryota; Metazoa; Chordata; Mammalia; Diprotodontia; Phascolarctidae. Gene Ontology annotation, molecular function: DNA-binding transcription factor activity, RNA polymerase II-specific; protein dimerization activity; RNA polymerase II cis-regulatory region sequence-specific DNA binding. Gene Ontology annotation, biological process: regulation of transcription by RNA polymerase II.